UUUUAAGUCGGAGAAAAAACAAAUAUCGUGAUGCCUAUCGAUAAUCCUGAGGCAGUCGUUUCUAUCAGUGGCUGGUGAGCAGCGAUGGAUUAUCAUGAAGGUUGUAAACAAACUCGCUACUCAAACUCGACACACACUUCCAUCUGAAUGUCCCUUGAGCCGAUUACAACGAAGAAACUCAGAGUCAAAGAAUCGACUCGCUGGCCGGGAGUCGGCGCUGACUACCAGACGUGCUGGAGUCAAAGAACCGACUCCUGGAAUCGACUCCCCAUCUCCAAGCUAAGCUAAGCUACUGUGUGAGUGGCUAACGCUAGCACUAUCGUUAACUGACGUUUGAGCCUCUCCUGUCUACAUUAAUAGUCAAUGGCUAACUGCUGUGCUGCUCAUAUGGGCGGUGUUUUUGUUCAUUUUGGACGCUGGGCAGUAACAACAUUUGGCCUUCGGUGAACGUAAACGUGAGGUGUCAGCAGGGUGGAGGACGUGUCUCGUAAAAUGAGUGGCGACGAGGUGGUUGACGAGCUCUUGCUGGAGGAGGAGGAGGCGGCAGCGGGCCCUGUGCAGAUCGUGGUGGCGGACGAGGACGAGCAUGCGUUCUCGUUAGAUGAGGAAGCCCUGGAGCGCAUCCUCCUGCAGGAACACGUCCGGGACCUCAAUGUGGUGGUGGUCUCUGUCGCUGGAGCUUUCCGCAAGGGCAAGUCCUUUCUGCUGGACUUCAUGCUCCGAUACAUGUACAACCAGAAAUCUGAUGCGUGGCUGGGUGGAAAUGAGGAACCUUUGACCGGCUUCACCUGGAGGGGAGGCUGUGAGAGGGAGACCACGGGCAUCCUGGCAUGGAGCGAAGUGUUUGUGGUCAAGAAGCCGGACGGGAGCAAGGUGGCUGUGCUUCUCAUAGACACCCAGGGAGCCUUCGACAGUCAGUCCACCAUCAAAGACUGCGCCACGCUCUUCGCCCUCAGCACCAUGACCAGCUCAGUGCAGGUAUACAAUUUGUCUCAGAAUGUGCAAGAGGAUGAUCUUCAGCAUCUUCAGCUCUUCACAGAGUAUGGAAGACUCGCCAUGGAGGAAAUCUACCGGAAGCCAUUCCAGUCACUAAUGUUUCUCAUAAGAGACUGGAGUUACCCGUAUGAGCAUGCAUAUGGCCUGGAAGGAGGAAAUAAGUUCCUUGAGAAAAGAUUGCAGGUGAAACAAAACCAGCAUGAGGAGUUGCAGAAUGUCCGGAAACACAUCCACUCCUGCUUCUCCAACAUCAGCUGCUUCCUGCUUCCUCACCCAGGCCUGAAAGUGGCCACCAACCCCCACUUCGAUGGCAGAUUGAAAGACAUUGAUGGUGACUUCAAGAAGGAGCUUGUGAGUCUCAUCCCAUUGCUGCUGGCACCGGAGAACUUGGUGGAGAAAGAAAUUGGAGGUUCCAAAGUGACAUGUAGAGAUCUUGUACAGUAUUUCAAAGCCUACAUGAAAAUCUAUCAAGGUGAAGAGCUGCCACACCCAAAGUCCAUGUUACAGGCAACAGCUGAGGCCAACAACCUUGCAGCAGUUGCUGGAUCGAAAGACAUUUACAACAAAAGCAUGGAAGAGGCAUGUGGAGGAGACAAGCCGUACAUCGCCCCUGCUGACCUGGAGCGCAUCCACAAGGACCUGAAGCAAAAGUCCAUACAACAGUUUCGGGCAGUUAAGAAGAUGGGUGGCGAGGAGUUCUGCCGCCGCUACCAGGAGCAGCUGGAGGCGGAGCUAGACGAGGCUUACGCAAACUUCGUCAAGCACAACGACGGAAAGAACAUUUUCUAUGCGGCGCGGACGCCCGCCACGCUUUUCGCCGUAAUGUUCGCCAUGUACAUAAUCUCACUGGUGACGGGCUUCGUCGGCAUAAACUCUGUGGCGACGCUGUGUAAUCUGAUAAUGGGCGUAGCCUUGGUGUCACUGUGCACCUGGGCGUAUGUAAAAUACUCAGGGGAGUUCCGCGAGGUGGGGAGUGUCAUCGACCAGGUGGCAGAAACCCUCUGGGAACAGAGGACUCCGAGAAAGGUGUUUUCCAAGCUUUUCGAGGUUGCCCGGAGCAAAGUGACGUUGGGUGCCCUUCUGCCCGCCCAGCGAAAGAGACUGUCCUCAAACAACAAUGUGAAGAAGAAAAACUAGCCGUGACGUUCUGUGCUCUGUUUCACAGAGCCCUUUUUAGGACUUCUCCUUCCUGCUGAGUGCACAUCCUGGGCGCCCUGCUGGGUUAGGUUAAAAAGAAAAACAGAACAAACUGCUAUGUAUACCUGGUUCACUACAUUUCUAGAAUGCAGGUUGGCACUUUCAUCAAGAUAUUUUGUUGGUCUUCGCCAUAUGUGUGCUGAUGCGUGUUAUAGGGGAAAUGGAGGACAAUGCAAAGUCUUAAAGUUUCACAUUUUACACGCAUCGUCCUUUAUAUGCUUCUAGUGUGCUUUUUUUCUGUUUUCGACUGUCCUGCUUUUUGUGUGUGCGAUCUUUCGUCAUUCCCUCGUUUUGCUUCGGCGUUUUCCAUUCAUUUCCAUUCCUUUUUCUCGUCCUUCUCCUUCGUUUUGUUUUGUUUUGUUUUUUUUCUUUCAUCUUUCAUCUCUCUCCUCAGGUGUUGAAGCCUCAGAGUGAUCAGUACGUGGAGGAGAGCGUUAGGCGAACUCAGUCAAAGCUUAAGUGAGCAUGCCAAGUUACAGACAAACUGACAUUGCAGUGGCGCUCCACGCUGCGCGAUCAUAGAGCCAAAGUUUACGUCAUUUUUACUGCAGACUUUGUAGAGCGUACUCUCUCCUGAACACUUGAGACGCGGACAUUGGUGGUGGCGGGUUUGCCGCUAGAGAAAAGCACUGGCCCUGGCUUUGUGAUUUCAAGAAAAGUUACCUUAAACUUUCAAAGUUCACCGAUCAGGCAUAAUUAUGACCACCUCCUUGUUUCUACGCUCAUUGUCCAUUUUAUCAGCUCCGCUUACUAUAUAGGUGC
This is a messenger RNA of Colossoma macropomum (tambaqui), 2955 nucleotides long. RefSeq lists its product as uncharacterized. The transcript is spliced from 14 exons. Gene Ontology annotation, biological process: endoplasmic reticulum organization; protein homooligomerization. Gene Ontology annotation, molecular function: GTPase activity; GTP binding. Bases 493 to 2133 code for a protein of 546 amino acids. NCBI's taxonomy places the organism in Eukaryota, Metazoa, Chordata, Actinopteri, Characiformes, Serrasalmidae. The record is from RefSeq and is a predicted model, not a curated record.